AUUACCUGCGCAACUUGAUAUAGCAACAUUUAAAAGGAAAACCCAAAAAAAAAAAAAAGCUCGACUUUUCCCUGUGGGUAUUGGUGUAAGGAUUCCAAAUGUGGGAUCUUUGGGCAUAAUAAUAAAGGUUGUGGGAGGAAGAGGAGGGCCUCCGAGGGAUAAAGCCCUAGCAGCGAAGUGUUUCGGCCAUGGCAGAAACGGAGAAGCAGAUGACGAGGGGGAUUGAGGAGGAGAAUAGCGGGGGCGAGGAGGAGAGGCUCUUGGAGGAUGUGACGGUUGUGGAUUUCGACAUGCUUUGCUCCACCGUGGCCUUGCAGACUCAUGGCAAAUGGGGGAAGCUUGGUGGUGUUGGUGACGAAGAAGAGGUUACGGAGUCUGGUGGGGUCUUCAGGAUGUGGGAAGGUGAACUUCUCGAUUGCUUUGAAGACCGUCGAAUCGCCCUUGAAUCCACAUGUUGUCCUUGCUACCGAUUUGGGAAGAACGUGAACAGAGCUGGCUUUGCUUUUCCUUAUGUUCAGGGAAUAGCUUACUUUUUUCUGACAAGUGGUGUCAUUCUCAACUUGAUUGCUUUUAUUGCCACAAGCAAGCACUGUUUUCUCUACCUGGCAGUUUCCUUCGCUAUUACUACCGGAGCAUAUUCAGGCUUAUUCCGAACACGUAUACGAAAGAAAUUUAACAUCAAGGAUAGGGAUAGUUCCUUGGAUGAUUGCAUCUACCAUCUCAUUUGUCCUUGCUGUACAUUAUGUCAGGAAUCGAGAACACUGGAGAUGAACAAUGUUCAAGAUGGCACUUGGCAUGGUCGGGGUGACACGAUGUACAUAGGUGGCUUUAAUGAAGGGAGUAAAACACUCUUUGAUCUUCAUCCACCUCCUAUUGUCUCCAUGAUGUCUAAUGAUAGAACUGGCAAUGAAAAGAGUACAGAUGCAGGAGAUCAAUCUUGAAUCUGAAGACUUUCGGGGUCUUAUUGAUAAUUGCAGGCAUAACCACAUCAGCAAACAAUGCUAUCUGCUGGUUUGCUCUCUUGUUGCAUCGCCUCGGAUGGAGAACAAGAUUUGGUUUCUGAUAAGGGGGAAAAAAACCUGAAGUGCACUUUUUAGAGUUUGCUAUCAGUUUAAAAUUGAUCGAUGGCAAUACUUUACAAAUUUUACUUAAGGUUUGUCCUUCAAAUGAUCUCAUGAGAUUGGGAGUUUGAUCAUUUGUACAUAUGAUCUUUCAUUGUCUAGUGAAGGGGUUGUAUUUUUGCCAGCCCAAGGAGUUUGGACUAGUGUUCAGGUGGUCCUUGGUCAAGGAUGUCAUCUUCAUUGCGCUGUCAUUGUUCAAUGGAUUGAGUUUUUAUAAAUUA
This is a messenger RNA of Prosopis cineraria, 1342 nucleotides long. Its product is annotated as protein PLANT CADMIUM RESISTANCE 12. The transcript has 6 exons. NCBI's taxonomy places the organism in Eukaryota, Viridiplantae, Streptophyta, Magnoliopsida, Fabales, Fabaceae. The record is from RefSeq and is a predicted model, not a curated record. The coding region runs from base 189 to 941 and encodes 250 amino acids.